UUUCACAGGAACUGAAUAUUACACAACACCGGAUACGGCGUGGGGGUAGGUUUGUAAAUCGUUGCAAGUAGUUUUUUUGGGUUCAGUUUCUCUUCAUAUGUCCAGCAAUAACAUUAACAGCUGUUAUAAGUCUAUUUGUCUUGGUUAGAAUGGGCGUUUUGUUAUUAUAAGCACAGCAAUGGAGGAAGUGGUUUAAUAAGGUUUAAUAACCCACAGCACGGUUCAUUCUCAGCAGCUCAAGCCUCUCCUGGUCUUACCGGGCGGAUUCAACUUGCGCAGUUUGUCGCUGGACAUGGCAGGCGGGUUGAAAGCGGGAUUCGUUCGUCUCAUGCAAUAUUUGCUGGACCCUCAGCACGUCGCGCGCUUCCAACGGCUGUGCGGGGUGCGCGGGACCGAACCGCGUGACAGACUCCGUAACGGGGUGCCAAGCACUCGCCACGGGGAUGUUCAGAACGGAGGCGGGGAUGCCACCCGCUGUAGAACAGCAGGAGUAGAGAGCGACAGGGAGAAAGGCAAUAACUGCGUGGCGAACGGGGCUGCGGGAGAAAACGUCAACAGGCAGGCACGGGAUAAAGACGGGGUCGAGGCUCAAGAAUCCGCGGUAAAGCCGUUGCGAAGAAACUCUCUCACCGGAGACGUCGGGCAGGAGUUCAAAAUCGACAAUACGUUUCUUUACUACCUGUUCACGCUUGGUACCGAGCUUGGGAACGAGCUGUUCUACAUUUCAUUCUUCCCGUUCUUCAUGUGGAACGUGGACGCGUAUGUGAGCCGCCGGUUAGUCGUCGUCUGGGUGUGGGUCAUGUAUCUCGGCCAGUGCACGAAAGAUGUGAUCCGCUGGCCGAGACCUGCCUCGCCCCCGGUGGUCAAGGUGGAGAUGUUUUACAACUCGGAGUACAGCAUGCCCUCCACGCAUGCCAUGUCCGGUACCGCCAUACCCUUGAGCCUGUUCCUGCUGACCUACGGUCGAUGGGAGUAUCCUCUGCUGCUGGGUCUCUCUCUAGCCAUCAGCUGGUGUGUCCUGGUGUGUUUGAGCCGCAUAUACAUGGGCAUGCACUCCAUACUGGACAUUAUUGCUGGUUUUCUGUACAGUUUGCUGAUCCUGGUGGUCUUCAGUCCUGCUCUGGACAUCAUCGACACCUUUAACCGCUCACAUCCCUACGCCCCGCUCAUCAUCAUCUCACUUCACGUAGGACUAGGCCUCUUCUCCUUCACCUUGGACACCUGGAGCACCUCACGCGGUGACACCGCCCAAAUCCUGGGCUCUGGCGCGGGGAUCGCCUUGGCAUCCCACAUCAACUACCACCUGGGCCUUUUGCCAGACCCACCUGCAUCCAUGUUUCCUCUUCAACCCCCAUCUUUCACCCUCAGCCUGAUCGGACUCUGUCUACUCCGCUUUCUCCUCGGUGUCAUCAUUCUCCUGGCUACCAGAGCCAUAAUGAAGGCUCUCACCAUCCCGCUCGUCUGCUGGCUCUUUGGGAUUCCCAGCGGCGACGUCCGGAAGGCCAGGCAGCACAUGGAGGUGGAGCUGCCGUAUCGUUAUAUCGUCUAUGGAACCGUGGGGUUAAAUGCGCAUUUUCUUGUGCCUUUCCUGUUUGCACGUGUGGGCCUGUUGUGAUUAGGUGGAAGAAACACCUAUUCUUUUAGCCAAUAAGAGCCCAGUUGGACUGCAGAGGCAACUCUCUUCGAAUCAGUAAUUGGAUGGAACUAAUGCCGAUCAUGUAACUGACACUGUGCUACACCUUCCAGAUGCUCCUUGAAUGCAUUUUCCACCAUUUAUACUGUAGUUUUAUCAGAUUUUCUAUUCAAAACACCUAUUUGAUGUUGAUCCAGAGAUUAUUGCCCUUUUCUAUGCAGUUUGCAUUGCAUGUAUAGUACAGUAGCAUAUCUAUCAGAUUCUAUUCUUAUCUAAAAUCCUAUGUUUUUUUGCAAGCAAUACAGCAUUUUUGCUAAUUCUCAAAUUUUAUAGGACUUACGAGUAAUCUUUUGGCUAGAUUUGUUCAUGCCACAGUAGGUGGACUUAAACUCUUGCAUCAAGAGUUGAUUGAAAUCUCUCUUGCGAAGAUGUGACUCAUGCAAAUUAGCGUGCAAAAUCUCUGCGACGCUUACGAAUUGGCUGGAACUGAUGCCAGCAAUUUAUAUUUCUUUUGUUUGCGAGAUUUGAAUCUGAAAUCUCAAAUGUUAAUAGAAAUGGUCAGUGUUGGGAGCAGCGCUGAUCUUUGUGGUAAUUUUUGUUGCAGUUGAUUGAGAUGUUUAGUUUUUGAUCUAAAGAAGGUUGGACUAUUCUCCAAAGACUUAUAGAAACCUUAAACGGAUAGUUCAUACAAAACGACAGUUCUGUCAUUUUACUCACCCUCAAUAUUUGACCUGUGGUGCAGAAGAAAAUAUUUUGAGAGAUGUCUUCUUGUGCAUAUAAUAGAAGUCAAUGGGCUCUAAUGUUAUUUGGUUCUCAAUGUUUCCAACAGAGAAAGUAAGUCACAGGUUUGGAAUAACAAUAUUGUCAGGGAGUCUGGCUCGUAAUCAGAAUUUUAUUAGAUCUUCAAUCUCAGUCUGUUUUUAUUCCCUGUAAGUUGCUGCUUAGAAUAUGGUACUAUAUGUGUGUGUAAAUAUGUGCGGCAUUAUUGAUCGCAAAGAAAAGCGACACUAGACUAAUAAAUGUUUUCUCUACUAGCAUUUAGCGGUGUGCUUUCAGUCAGGUUGAAACACAAGGUUUGCCACUAAGCCUAUGAAUAAUUCUGCCUUCUGAUAGUCAAGGUUGUGUUUGAUGUAUAGUUAAGAUGAAUUUGUGGUACUGAUUUAAAUGCACUGUUCCCAGAUUGCACUGCUCUGCUGCCUGCUGUUGUGCGUGUUGCUGCGAUGGCCUUAUAAUAGGUCAGGCUUGCAUGACACUGCUGUGUGCGUGCGUUUAUACUCUUCCUGUGGCCUUGUGUGUCUUUGUGCACAUGUUAGUUCUUAUUUUUGCUGAAAGAGAAGCUGGUUUCCCAACUCCUCACUUCUGUAAACAAGAUUUUUUUUUCUCUCUGAAUGAUGAGAAAACCAGCUAUUCUUCUCAGUGCAGAGCAAUGCUGACCUCUGAUCCUUCACCUAGAACAAUAUAGAUCUGUGUAAUUAAUUUUAAGGUCAGAGGUUAUAUGGAAGAGACAAAGGUCGGAAGUUGUAUUUAGGACAGAAUAUGAGAAGGAGAUUGUCCUUGGUGAGCAUUGCUUUCUGGACCAAUUGUACUGCGUGAUUCCAUAAUAAUUGUGUUUUUGGAUGGCAGUAGAUAGAUUUUAGCAUUUGUUUUCUCUCAGGCCUGUGUUCUAGUAAUCUGUCAUGUGUUUAUGACCAAGUAUGAGUGCUUUCAGUAGUUGUAAGUCCAUUAUGUAAUUUUCAGCCCCGCACUGAAUCUGUAGGAUUUUCAAAAGAUUGGAUUGCAUAUCAUUAAAAAAACUCAACACAUGCUGUAGCCCUUUCUUGUUUAUUUAAUAUUUUUAUAAUAUUUUAAUAUCAUUUGAAAACUAUUUAACUACAAAAAAACGUAGUAUUUCCAGGUCAAUUUACCUAAUUUUCCCAUGUCUAAAUUAAAACAACUCCACUGUAAUCAGCACCGAAUGCAGAAAACGGCAGCAGAAUCUGUGUGGUCCUGCUCAUGACCUAGGUUAAACUCCUGAGAAACUGGCCCAGUGGUGAAGUUUUCAUUUAUUUCCUUUGAUUUGGUUUUCUCUGGUUUUCAUGAAAAUAACAUGGCUUAUUCUGAAUAAACAGAUCCGAUUUGGAUACCACACAGUGCCUUUUAUCUAAAUCUCUGCUAUGUUUGAUGAGACAAUUAUUCCCAUCUGUUUCUUUUUCAUUCUUCUUUCUUUCAUCUAAGUAGAGCAUUUGACAACCUUUAAACUAAAGUGGAACAGAUCAGAAUGGCUGAUUGCUGCUCAGUCCAUCCUGGUUCAUCCAGUGUUGUUUUUUUAAAACUACAACUACUAAAAAUAAAUAUAAAAAUAGAAAUUUUGCCCU
Messenger RNA from Sinocyclocheilus rhinocerous, 3987 nucleotides. RefSeq names its product sphingosine-1-phosphate phosphatase 1-like. Gene Ontology annotation, cellular component: endoplasmic reticulum membrane. Gene Ontology annotation, molecular function: sphingosine-1-phosphate phosphatase activity. The transcript is spliced from 3 exons. The coding region runs from base 293 to 1615 and encodes 440 amino acids. Gene Ontology annotation, biological process: sphingosine metabolic process. The record is from RefSeq and is a predicted model, not a curated record. NCBI's taxonomy places the organism in Eukaryota, Metazoa, Chordata, Actinopteri, Cypriniformes, Cyprinidae.